AUGCUCGUCGACCUCGAAAUCACACAUCGUGACCACGCAUACCCAUGGCUGCUGCUGUGGAUGACGAACUUCCAUCGCACACAGCUCGCCGGAGCACGGCAAGGCUUGCAGGGCGGCAUACUGUCAUCACUGGCGCAACGCCUUAAUCCACGCCUUCACCAUUUGCAAGUGAGCACCGCCCAACCAGCACAAGGCCCGUCACAUGCGGCACACUUCUCAUUUGUCCCUGGUCAUGGCAAGCACAUCUUGCGCUAUGGGAGCUCGUUCAUCCUGGUGGACCGACAGCGAGAGAAGGCAUUCGACAUGUCGACAGGCAUACCGUUUGAGACCAUCACGAUGACGACCCUGUAUUCCCAACGCAAUGUAUUCGAGCGGAUAUUCGCAGAAGCGCACGAAAUGCACCAGCAAAUGCAGGAAGGAAAGACAAUCAUAUACAAUGCGAUGGGACCGAAUUGGCAGCCGUUUGGAGAUCCAAAGCGCAAACGUCCUCUGGAAUCCGUUAUUCUAGAACGUGGCGUGAAAGAGAGAAUUGUAAAAGAUGUUCAGGCUUUCAUCGAGGCGCGAACCUGGUACCUCGAUCGCGGGAUACCCUACAGGAGAGGCUAUUUACUAUACGGACCACCAGGGACGGGCAAGAGUUCUUUCAUUCAAGCUCUUGCUGGCCAUCUGGACUUUAACAUUGCCAUACUGAACGUCAGCGAGCGUGGUCUGAACGACGACCGCUUGAGUCAUUUGCUGAGCAAGGUCCCACCACGGACAAUCGUACUAUUAGAAGACGUUGACGUGGCUUUUGCAAACCGCCGAAAGGUAGAGGCUGAUGGCUAUUCGGGUGCAAAUGUGACCUUUUCGGGCCUUCUCAAUGCGCUUGAUGGCGUUGCCAGUGGUGAGGAGCGCAUCAUUUUUCUCACCACCAACUACGUAGAGAGGCUCGACGAGGCGCUCAUCCGUCCUGGCCGGGUCGACAUGACUGUGCGGCUUGGCGAAGCUACAGAGUAUCAGAUCGGAGAGCUGUGGGACCGCUUUUACGCGGAAUUCGACGCCGAGGGAGCGGGGAAGCAGCGAUUCCUGGCCCAGGUCACGCAGCUUGGGCUCAAGAACACGGUGAGCACGGCAGCGCUGCAAGGCUUAUUUCUGUACAAUAAAGACGACCCCGAGGGCGCUAUCAGCAUGGUGAAGGGCCUCACCGCCACCGGUCACACUCGGCACGCCGAUGGCAAUGUGGAGCUUCCUGGCCACGUUGAUGUAAAUAAUGUAAGAUAG
Messenger RNA from Didymosphaeria variabile, 1260 nucleotides. It is a transcript of the gene BCS1, whose product is annotated as Complex III assembly protein translocase and chaperone. The coding region runs from base 1 to 1260 and encodes 419 amino acids. NCBI's taxonomy places the organism in Eukaryota, Fungi, Ascomycota, Dothideomycetes, Pleosporales, Didymosphaeriaceae. Gene Ontology annotation, cellular component: mitochondrial inner membrane. The transcript has a single exon. Gene Ontology annotation, biological process: protein insertion into mitochondrial inner membrane from matrix; mitochondrial respiratory chain complex III assembly. Gene Ontology annotation, molecular function: ATP hydrolysis activity; ATP binding. The record is from RefSeq and is a predicted model, not a curated record.